AUGUCAGACAAUUUCUUCAGGACAAUCGGGAAUGAGGACACCGUCUAUCACAGUGAGGCUGGCUUCGAUGACAGCUUCAAAAUCGAUAUCACUUUCACAAAGAUGGCGUUUGAGGAAACCGUAAAUGCCCCAGAAGCACCCCCCAUAUUUCGUGUCAAUUACUGUGGCAAUCCAUUGAAGGCUUUCCACAAUAAUGGGGAUAUCUUGGGCACGCCCACGAUGGUAUUCGAUAUUUGGAUCACUCUCACUACGAGAUAA
Histoplasma mississippiense is the source of this 258-nucleotide messenger RNA. RefSeq lists its product with no specific name. Lineage: Eukaryota; Fungi; Ascomycota; Eurotiomycetes; Onygenales; Ajellomycetaceae. The transcript is spliced from 2 exons. The record is from RefSeq and is a predicted model, not a curated record. The coding region runs from base 1 to 258 and encodes 85 amino acids.